AUGUUUAACAAAUAAAAAGCUUAGUUUUGUUAAAUUCACAAAUCUUAAAUUUGUAUAGGGUUUUGUGUUUCAAAAAAUUGCCCUUCAAAUCCUUUCUACUGUUAAAAAUGUUUAGAAUAAGAUCAUGAGGAUCAUAAAGAGAGCUGCAAAGAAUUUGGAUAAAUAACCAAGGAUUUCACCGAUUUAAUCAAAGCAAAAAAGAGUCACCUAGACAAGGUAAAAGAAAAAUAAAUUCAAUUGCAAUAAUUAGGCAGAUAUUAAGUUGAUGCAUAUGAAAGACAAAUAGAUGAACUAAGAAACAUUUAAAGAAACUUUUCGAAGAAAAAACAUAGUUCUUUGUCAAAUUAAUAAAUUAAAAUCUUCAAAGAAUAAUAUUGUAUAGAUAGAUAACUUGAUGAUUGUAAAUUUUAAUAAGGUUUAGUGAAUGAGCUAACUUAAAUGGAACAAUUAAUUUAAUCUUUAGAAUUAAUAAAGGAGGAUUGCUUAAAAAAUAGAAGAUACAAAUUAAAAGGUAUUCUUAUCAAAAUCUAUUUUUAGAGAAUAUAAUAAACUGCCUUUCUAUAGGAGGUUGUUGGUGCGUCUAAAUUAUUAUCAUUAUGAUUUUGUUUUAUUUUUUUCUGCUUUUGGCGUUUAUAAUACCUUGGAUGUAUUAUGAAUCUGAGGAGUAACUAAGGUAUUAUUAAGCAAUCCAAAGUAAACCUUUUAUAGAAACAUUCGUAGACUAAACUCAGUAUUUUACUCAAGGUAAUAAAUUUAAUAUUACUUCAGCUAAUGAUUUAUAUCUGAAGGGGGAUUAUAGUUAAGCUAUUAAAUAUUAUAAUAAGGCAAUCGAUUUACAAUAAAUAUAAUAAUGGGAUAAUGCAAUCGGUUUACAAUAGGGUAAUGCAUCCAUUUACUUUCAUAACGGUAGUUGAUAGCAAUUAAAUUAUAGGAAAUGCUCUAGCAAAAUUAUAUUAUUUUGAGCUCGCAGUUUAAAAUUAUAACAAAGCUUUGAAAAUAAAUUCUGAAAAUGAUGCCAUAUAUAUGAAUAAAGGUAUUCAUUGAAUUUCAAAUCAGGGUAUGUGCUAACUAAAUUAAACCGUUUUACUUAAGCUAUUGAGUGUUAUGAUGAGGCAAUAAAAAUCAAUUUUCUCAAUGAUGAGGCCUACUACAAUAAAGGUAACCUUAUUAAUAAUAUCAUUAAUUAAAUUUUAGGAAAAGCCUUACAUUAAGUUUAACGUUAUCUUGAAGCUCUAGAAUCAUAUAAUAAAGCGAUCCAUAUUAAACCCAAUAAUCAGCACUAUCAUAAUAGUAAAGGUUACUAAUUUCAACAUAAAUUAUAGGACUAACAUUACAUAAGCUUAAAGAAUAUCAUUAAGCUAUAGAAUCUUAUGAUUUUGCUCUUAAAAUUUCAAUAGAUCAAUAAAUAUUAACAAAUAAAAGUAUUGUUUCUUAAAAUUUAAGAUGAUUCAUUAUUGAAUUUAGAUAAAAUUGACAAACCUUAAGAAUUCAAGAAGGAUUCUUUGUUGGAAAUAAGAAAAUGACGC
Messenger RNA from Paramecium octaurelia, 1526 nucleotides. The record is from the annotation of a GenBank genome assembly. NCBI's taxonomy places the organism in Eukaryota, Ciliophora, Oligohymenophorea, Peniculida, Parameciidae.